Magnolia sinica is the source of this 1742-nucleotide messenger RNA. RefSeq names its product external alternative NAD(P)H-ubiquinone oxidoreductase B1, mitochondrial-like. Bases 1 to 1701 code for a protein of 566 amino acids. Lineage: Eukaryota; Viridiplantae; Streptophyta; Magnoliopsida; Magnoliales; Magnoliaceae. The record is from RefSeq and is a predicted model, not a curated record. The transcript is spliced from 9 exons. Gene Ontology annotation, molecular function: calcium ion binding; NADH dehydrogenase activity.
AUGGUGACCCAAUACAUUUUUAUUUAUUGCAGUGCUGGAGGUCUUGUGGCAUAUUCUGAGUCAAAACCAUACAAUGGUUUAAGUAGUGUUGAUUCUUCUCAAGUAGAAGCUAAGAAGAAAAGGGUGGUAGUGCUUGGAACCGGAUGGGCUGGCACAAGCUUCUUGAAAGAUCUGGACUGUUCAUUGUAUGACGUACAGGUGGUGUCACCCCUUAAUUAUUUUGCAUUUACUCCUCUUUUGCCGAGUGUUACAUGUGGUACAAUGGAAGCGCGUAGCAUUGUUGAGCCUAUCCGUAACAUUCUAAAAAAGAAAAAUGGAGAUAUUCAGUUUUGGGAAGCCAAAUGUGUCAAGAUUGAUGCUGCCAACAAACGGGUUCAUUGCCGUUCUAAUAAUAGCAUGAUUUUGAAAGGGAAAGACGAAUUUGUUGUAGACUAUGACUACUUGGUGAUAGCAAUAGGAGCUCGGGCAAAUACAUUCAACACUCCUGGUGUGAUGGAGCACUGCCAUUUUCUGAAGGAAAUAGUGGAUGCCCAGAAGAUCCGUAGGAGUGUUAUCGAUUGCUUUGAAAGAGCCAGCCUUCCAAACCUAACUGAGGAUGAGAGGAAGACUGCUCUCCAUUUUGUAAUUGUUGGCGGAGGUCCAACUGGAGUGGAAUUUGCUGCAGAGUUGCAUGAUUUUGUCUGUGAGGACUUAGUUGAGAUAUAUCCCACAGUUAAAGAUUUAGUAAAGAUAACAGUUAUCCAGUCAGCGGAUCAUAUUUUGAACAUGUUUGAUGAAAGAAUCAGUUUGUUUGCUGAACAGAAGUUCCAAAGAGAUGGUACUGAAGUGAAAACAGGACAACGGGUAAUCAGUGUGUCUGAUAAAGCCAUUACCACCAAGGCAAAGGCGGAUGGAAAGGUUUCUUCUUUACCAUAUGGAAUGGUGGUUUGGUCUACGGGUAUUGGGAUCCGCCCUGUUUUAAUGGAUUUUAUGCAGCAAAUUGGUCAGAAUAAUACGCGUGCUAUAGCAACCGAUGAGUGGCUGCAAAUUGAAGGAUGUGAUGGAAUAUAUGCGCUUGGUGAUUGUGGGACAAUACAUCAACGCAAAAUUAUGGAAGAUAUUUCUGAGAUAUUUAAUGUUGCGGACAAGGACAAAUCCGGCACUCUAACUGUUAAAGAAUUCCGAGAUGUUAUCGAAGAUAUUUGUGUGAGGUACCCUCAAGUGGAGCAGUAUUUGAAAAAUAAGCGAAUGCGCAAUGUUGUUGAUCUGUUGAAUGAUUCCAAAGGAAAUGAGAGAAAAAAAUCUAUUGAGUUAGAUAUUGAAGGGUUCAAGUCAGCUCUGUCUCGUGUGGAUUUACAGACGAAGAAUCUUCCUGCAACUGCUCAGGUUGCUGCUCAACAAGGUGCAUACCUUGCUAGGUGCUUUAACCACAUGAAGGCCUCUGAAGAUAAUCCUGAAGGUCCUCUCAAGUUCAGAGAAUUAGGUCGCCAUCAAUUUCAGCCAUUUCGGUACAAGCAUUUUGGGCAGUUUGCUCCAUUGGGAGGAGAGCAAACAGCUGCAGAACUCGCACUCCCUGGAGACUGGAUUUCUAUUGGUCGCAGCACCCAAUGGCUUUGGUAUUCCGUUUAUGCAAGCAAACAAGUUAGUUGGCGCACAAGAGCAUUGGUGGUAUCAGACUGGACGAGGAGAUCCGUAUUUGGAAGGGAUUCAAGCCGCAUAUGAUGGGGUAAUAGGUUCCAGAUUUCAUGCCCCAGCAACCAUUC